Molecule: messenger RNA, 1085 nt
Organism: Rhipicephalus microplus (southern cattle tick)
Lineage: Eukaryota; Metazoa; Arthropoda; Arachnida; Ixodida; Ixodidae
Gene: RfC3
Product: replication factor C subunit RfC3
Biological process (GO): DNA repair; DNA-templated DNA replication
Cellular component (GO): DNA replication factor C complex; nucleus
Molecular function (GO): ATP binding; ATP hydrolysis activity; DNA clamp loader activity
Source: RefSeq, a predicted model, not a curated record
CAAUCCGCGCCCACUUAUUAGCGUUAUUCGACUCGCCAAGUUUGCGCGCGGAAAUGACUGCUGCUACGACAAACUUGCCAUGGGUGGAGAAGUACAGACCGCAGAAACUGGACGACUUGAUCGCGCACGAAGACAUAAUCAGCACGAUUGGACGAUUCAUCAAAGAAGACAAACUACCGCACUUGCUAUUCUACGGACCUCCGGGGACGGGCAAAACAUCUACAAUACUUGCAUGCGCCCAGCAGAUCUACAGUCCCAGAGAAUUCACCUCCAAAGUGCUUGAGCUCAAUGCAUCAGAUGACAGAGGCAUCGGUAUUGUCCGUGGAGAGAUCUUGAGCUUUGCAAGCACAAAAACUAUAUUCAAUUCUGGCUUCAAGCUGAUUGUGCUUGAUGAAGCUGACGCAAUGACCAAUGAUGCACAGAAUGCAUUGCGUCGAGUGAUAGAGAAGUUUACUGAGAAUGCCCGGUUCUGCCUCAUCUGCAACUACCUAUCCAAGAUCAUACCAGCAUUGCAGUCACGAUGCACUCGGUUUCGAUUUGGGCCCCUCACAGCUGCCCAGAUGUCACCUCGUAUUGAUCACGUAAUCACCCAAGAAAGGCUGACUGUCACAGCUGAUGGCAAGAAAGCGCUUGUGGAUCUGGCUCAGGGUGACAUGAGGAAAGCAUUAAACAUUCUUCAGAGCACAAGCAUGGCCUUUGAUGAAGUGAAUGAGACAAACGUUUACCUAUGUGUGGGCCACCCACUCAAGGAAGACAUCAGUGACAUUGUCAGCACACUGCUCAAUGAGGACUUCGAAUACUCCUACAACCACAUCAACAAGCUAAAAGUGGGAAAAGGCUUGGCACUUCAAGACGUACUUACACAGGUCCAUCUGUACGUCCAUAGAAUUGAGCUCCAUGAUAAAGUGAAGAUGUACCUGAUUGACAAAAUGGCAGAAAUAGAAUAUCGACUUGCAUCGGGCACAAGUGAAAAGAUUCAGCUAAGUUCACUAAUCUCGGCAUUCCAGGUUGCCAGACAACUGACUACGUAAUAUACUAUAUUGUGUAAAACAACAAUAAAUGUGCUUCCAGUUUCUUCUGAAGAA